CCUUGGAAAUAGAAAACCGGUCAAGCUUCUGUUCCCGUCUGUUCACUGCAAGAGAAACGUUUCCUUGUUCAAUAGCAUAAAACCAAAACCUCCAAAAUUUCCCUUCGCCUGGAUUCUUUAUCAUAAGCCUCUUAUAUAUAUAUAUAUAUAUAUAAUCGGAGCAAAAUUUCAGUCUAUUGCUUAACUUUGUUGCUAGCUUCUUCGUUUUUCUUUACUGAGAAAGUUCGAGUUUGCUAACAUGGCAGGACCGGUUGUCGACUCAGUUUACUUGAAGGAGAUAGAGAAAGCCCGUCGAGAACUUCGUGCGCUUAUCUCAAGCAGGAAUUGCGCUCCUAUCAUGCUUCGUUUGGCGUGGCACGAUGCUGGAACUUAUGAUGCUAAGACAAAGACAGGAGGCCCUGAUGGCUCCAUCAGGAAUGAGGAAGAGUUGAACCAUAGUGCAAAUAACGGUUUGAGAAUUGCGCUUAGUUUUUGCGAGGAAGUGAAGGCCAAGCAUCCAAAUAUUACAUAUGCUGACUUGUUCCAGCUUGCUGGAGUUGUUGCAGUUGAGGUAACUGGAGGCCCGACCAUUGAGUUUGUUCCCGGAAGAAAGGAUUCAGUGGAAUCUCCUGAAGAAGGACGUCUUCCGGAUGCUAAACAAGGGGUAUCUCAUCUAAAAGACAUCUUUUACCGUAUGGGUUUGUCUGACAAAGAUAUUGUGGCAUUGUCGGGUGGCCACACUUUGGGAAAGGCACAUCCUGAAAGAUCAGGCUUUGAUGGCCCUUGGACACGGGAGCCUUUGAAAUUCGACAAUUCAUACUUCGUGGAAUUACUAGAAGGAGAAUCAGAGGGACUGUUGAAACUUCCGACGGACAUAGCUUUAUUGGAGGAUCCCGUGUUCAGAAACUAUGUAGAGCUAUAUGCCAAGGAUGAGGAUGCUUUCUUUAAUGACUAUGCGGUUUCGCACAAAAAACUAUCGGAGCUGGGCUUCACUCCACCUUCUCGUGUCAAGGAUGUCACAAAAUCUGGGAUAAUAUUGGCACAAAGUGCAGUGGGAGUUGCUGUUGCUGCGGCUGUGGUGAUACUGAGCUACAUCUAUGAAGGUCGCAGAAAAGCCAACUGAAUAGGACGUUUCUUGAUUAGCAAUAGCAUAUUAAUUAGAUAUUAUUCAUGAUAGAAACAUAUUCCCACCAACCGAACAAAUAUGUCGGAAUUUGCAGUAGAUUGCUUUAAAAUUCUUGAUGUUACGGAUUGUACGAGGACAUAAAAAGAUACAUUUAAGGCCUCCAUCCAUUAAUUCGGAAUAAAUGCAGGUGCAGCCAUAUUGUUAUAAAAA
Ziziphus jujuba (common jujube) is the source of this 1315-nucleotide messenger RNA. RefSeq names its product L-ascorbate peroxidase 3-like. The coding region runs from base 239 to 1102 and encodes 287 amino acids. NCBI's taxonomy places the organism in Eukaryota, Viridiplantae, Streptophyta, Magnoliopsida, Rosales, Rhamnaceae. The transcript has 9 exons. Gene Ontology annotation, biological process: cellular response to oxidative stress; response to reactive oxygen species; hydrogen peroxide catabolic process. Gene Ontology annotation, molecular function: heme binding; peroxidase activity. The record is from RefSeq and is a predicted model, not a curated record.